Messenger RNA from Momordica charantia (bitter melon), 1502 nucleotides. Lineage: Eukaryota; Viridiplantae; Streptophyta; Magnoliopsida; Cucurbitales; Cucurbitaceae. The record is from RefSeq and is a predicted model, not a curated record.
UCUUCUUCAAACAAACAAAAUGUCAAUUGGGUCGGGGUUUGAUUUGUCUGUAAUUGCUUAGUUCAUUUGCUGGUGGAAGGGAAAUGGAAGCAAGCCCUUCUCAUUCUUUUGUUUCAUUGUUUUUGGUAGCUAUGUGCUUUUGUUUGGCAGAUUGUUAUGAUCCCUUGGAUCCAAAUGGAAACAUUACGAUUACUUAUGAUAUUCAAACUUGGACAACUCGUGGAUAUGUGGCGAGGGUCACUGUCCAAAACUACUAUCAGUUCCGGCAUGUGGAGAAGCCUGGUUGGAAGCUGGGGUGGACAUGGGUGAGGGGUGAGGUAAUCUGGUCGAUGAGCGGUGCUUUUGCAACCGAGCAGGGGAAUUGCUCGUUGUUCAAGUAUGACACCCCACACUCCUGCGUGGAGAGCCCUAUGAUUCUUGAACUCAUGUCAAAGGCAUCACCAGCAAACAGGUCGGACGGUUGCUGCAACGGUGGUGUUCUUUCUUCUUGGGCUGUUGACCCUUCGAAGUCAUUCUCUUCGUUCGAAAUCACAGUGGGGAGCUCGGAUGAAGAUGGCAAUGAGCAGCACCCGGCCAAUAUUACUCUGAUGGCGCCUGGUCCUGGUUACACUUGCAGCCCAUUUCUGGAUGCUAAUCCAACAGUUUCUUCUGUCAUUGAUGGCAAGAGACAAGUUCAGGUUUUCAGAACAUGGAAAUCAACAUGCACUUACUCCAUGUUUGUGGAUAACAAGACGCCACUCUGCUGUGUUUCACUCUCAACAUUUUACAGUUCCACCAUCACACCUUGCCCAGCAUGCAGCUGUGGAUGCAGAAAAUCAGACAAAAGCUCUGUUCAGUGCAUAAGAGAAGAAUAUCAGUUACCGACAGCAGAUUCUGCCGAUAAUCGUGCCUUGGUACAGUGCUCGGAUCACAUGUGCCCGGUUCGGGUGCAUUGGCAUUUGAAGGCAAACUAUGUCAACCAUUGGAGGGUGAAACUCACAGUUUCCAACUACAACUAUGACAGAAACUACUCAAACUGGAACAUCCUAGUCCAGCAUCCAGGCUUCAACCAACCAACAGAAGCAUUUAGUUUCAAUAGCUCACAACUUCCAUCCUUCAGAUUUGGAGAUGAGUUGGGUCUGUUUUGGGGCAUAGAGUACUACAACACAGAGCUUGUACAAUCCAGUGAAGGCAAUUUGGGGUAUGUGACAACAGAGAUUCUUCUUAAGAAAGAUUUAGAAUCAUUCACAUUAAGAAAUGGUUGGGCCCUUCCAAGAAGAGUUUAUUUCAAUGGAGAUACCUGUGAGAUGCCUCUACCUGACACCUUCCCAAUGCUUCCAAAUGGGAUUUCCAAGCAUAGCUUCUCACUUUCCCUCUUCAUUCUCCUCUUUUUGAACCAUUUGUUUUGGUGAAAACUUGAAGUGUAGUUUGGCAACUUGGCCUGUUGAAAAGUUUUUGAAAUCUGUUUUUUAUGGACCUAGUAAGAAACACGUACGGUGCACGUAGAAUCUUGUAGUUCUAAA